UCGGGCUCCCAUCAAAUCUAGAUAUGCCCGCAAAAUUGCUACAAAUCUGUGUUCAAGACAUGGUACGGGCAUUUUGAGUGGAUCGUUAUGCCUUUUGAGCGGCAAUGACCAACGAGUUUCGUGCGGUGUUGGACCGGUUCGUACUAGUCUACUUAGACGACAUUCUCGUCCAUAGCUGGACAUUGGAGGAUCAUCUUGAGCACCUUCGACGAGUGUUGGAGACACCUAGCCGCGCCAAGUACAAAGCCAACCGCGACAAGUGCGAAUUUGUCCGGCAAGAGCUGGAAUACUUGGGCCAUUUUGUCACACCGGAGGGCAUCAGUCCGUUGUCGGACAAGAUUCAAGUCAUCCAAGAGUGGUCGGAGCCGAAGAACGUCACAAAUGUUCGUUCCUUCCUUGGCUUAGUCGGCUACUAUCAAUGCUUCAUCAAGGGAUACUCGAAGAUCGCGGCUCCUUUAUCCAAGCUUCAAUGCGAGGACCGACCAUUCGACUUCGACGACAAUGCGCAGACUUCGCAUUGCUAUUCGCGGAGGUGUUGCGCAUCUACGACCCGCUUCUACCGACACGUGUCACUACCGAUGCGUCCGACUAUGGCAUUGGUGUCGUCCUCGAGCAACAUGAUGGCGUGGACUGGCACCUGAUCGAGUACUUUAGCAAGAAAGUGCCAGCGUGCACUCGAUCGACGACGCACGGAAGAAGGAAUUAUUGGCCUUCAUACACACGCUCAAGCGCUGGCGGCAUUUUCUUCU
Messenger RNA from Chara braunii, 749 nucleotides. Lineage: Eukaryota; Viridiplantae; Streptophyta; Charophyceae; Charales; Characeae. The record is from the annotation of a GenBank genome assembly.